Clupea harengus (Atlantic herring) is the source of this 1320-nucleotide messenger RNA. Its product is annotated as rap guanine nucleotide exchange factor 3-like. Gene Ontology annotation, cellular component: plasma membrane. Gene Ontology annotation, molecular function: guanyl-nucleotide exchange factor activity. Lineage: Eukaryota; Metazoa; Chordata; Actinopteri; Clupeiformes; Clupeidae. The record is from RefSeq and is a predicted model, not a curated record. Gene Ontology annotation, biological process: Ras protein signal transduction.
CCUAAUUUUUAUAUCUGUACUGUUCUUCAGAAAAUAUUUUAAACUGUAUCUUGUACUUGUUUCAAGAGUAGUGCUCUUUAACGCUACAUCCCUCACUUUCUUAACUUUUACUUGCUAAGAAUAACUGCUUUUAGUUACCAAAUCUGAAUUUAAUGAAGUACCAUCUAGUCACCAUCACACCUUAUGACAGGCUUGUAGGGUUUUUUCCAACUUUUAGUUUCUUCUCACCUCUCCCUUAUCCAUGCCCCACUACCCCAUUCAUCCAACCAGACGGAGUUGCUCUAUUAUGUUUUGGGAAAAAAGAAAUUCCCAAACAGCCCAACUGCCAACUUGGAGCGCUUCAUACAACGAUUUAAUGAAGUGGCCUACUGGGUGGCAACAGAACUCUGCCUGUGUGCAGACCAGGCCAAGCGAGCCCGUCUGCUGAAGAAAUUCAUUACAAUCGCCACGAUCCUAUAUAGUCACCAUAACAUGAACUCAUUCACUGCUGUGAUGUAUGGCCUGACAAACAGUGCUGUAUCAAGACUCCAUAAAACCUGGAAGAAAGUGCCAAACAAAAUGAAGAAGAGAUUCAGAAGAUAUGAGCACAUGCUGGAUCCUUUCAGUAACCAUGAGGCUAUGAGACAGGUGGUUGCCAAACUGAGCCCACCUUAUAUUCCCUAUCUCCCUCUCAUUUUAAAAGACCUGACUUUCAUCCAUGAAGGCAAUAAGAGUUACCGAAAUGGCCUGGUAAACUUUGAAAAAAUGAGUAUGAUUGCCAAAAACCUAAGAACAGUGAAAGACUGUAGGAAUCAGCCCUACUUGCCAAUUUCACCCCAAAAUAACCUCAUGGACAAAAUGUUCCUGAAGAGCCCUCUCAAACAGAAACUCACAUUUUCUGACCAGUCACUGUCAGUGGAGGGAGCUCAAAUCAUAUGCCUCUAUAUCAGAAACCUGAAAGUCAUUGAUGACCAACGGAAGCUCAGUCAGUUGUCCCGGAACAUUGAGCCCUGAUGUACCACAGGGGGCUCAGAGAAGACAGAGAAGAAUCACCACAGUGAUGUCUCAAUAUAUCAACCAGAGGCUAAGCACUGAACUCUCCUAUUUUCUUAAUAAAGUUAUAUUUUGCAUAAUCAUAAAUACAUUUUGACAUUAAUUCAAAUACCUGGAAAUGCUGGUGUGUUAGCUAGUGAAGAUGUCUGUCUAGCCUACAGCAUAUGCCAGCCUCUGCUUGAGUGCUAAUAGUGUUUUCAUAGAAGCUUCAGACUUAUUUUUAUAAAGUAUGCACAUCAAAAAUGUUUAUAGUCAUUCAACACUAAAGAACAGACCAAACAAAGAAAA